ACUUCCAGCUGCAGCUGGAGUCAUCAGCUCUAGCUGUGUGACUCGUGACCUGGAGAUGAUGUAUGCCUACUCCAAAUUUCUCCAGGGAAUGGUAGUAUGGGUGACAUCUUCCUUUGGUGUCCCCUCCUGAGAGGAAAUGGCCUUACCCUGAGCACGUAGGACUUAAAUUAGUCCUAUGGAGGUACUUAUGUGAUGCUCGCUUGGACCUCUCUCUGGGUUUUGGUGAGUAGAUGGGUAGGACUUUCUGUGCUAUCACAAGUGAUGAGCUUAGUAAUCAGCCUUUGUCCACCCAUAUAAUUAAGUGCAUUAACACCCAGAGAGACCAGCGGCCUGCGGGUUGAUUUGUGCCCACUCAGAGCACAAGCUGAAGGGGAGGGAAUUGGAGGUCUGACAGCUAGAACACAGGGAUCCCCCAAAGUGUCAGUACCAGUCUCUGACCUGGCCUCAGGGACACAUGAGCGCUGCUCUCCUCUUUGUUAUUCUUGGAACCCAUGCACAAGAGAUGGGCUUCAGCAUGAGAAUGUAGAUACACCAAGAAGAGACUUCCCUAUAGCGAGGGUUGGUAGUUGCACUACUGUGGUGAAGAGGAGGGUUGCUCCAUUCUUGGCCAGAUCUUAUAGAAAUCAUUUUCUUACCCCUUUUAUCUCCAGUCCAUCAGUCUCCCGAUGAAAAGCAAAUGCUCUGUUGUGGUUGUCAGGUUUCUUCUUAACCCCUAUCCCCUCCCAGGAGGCCCGGGACAAUGCAAGUUGCAAACACCUGCUGGGCACUCAGGAGGAACCGGCUCAGGGCAUGAAGGAGGAGACUGCAGGCCCCAGGCAGGCAGGCAGGCACAGAGGGCCUGAUACACAGCUGCAGGGUGUCUGGCUCUCAUGGAGGAACGCUAUGCUGAGGGGAGUUGGGGGGAUAGUGAGCCUCAGUUCACGGGCUUGGGGCCAGAAGACAAGGCAGGGUCCUCAGAGAAGAACACACUUGGAUUGGACCUGAAGAAUGGUGAAGAACUGAGUGUGCUGAGAUGAAUGAGAGAGAGGGGAAAGAUGUAAGCAAAGACACAAAGUAACAGAGGCUGUGGAUGUGAAUAGCUGGCGGUCCACUUUAACUGAAAAAUAGGAGGUGGAGAGAGGGCAGGGGGAAAGGCGGCCGGCUAGGGCUAGAUGGUGGAUAUGGUGGAUGGAUGGAGUGGGCAUAGAAUGUCAAGCUGAGCACUGGAGGUGCUUGACCUGGAGAGGACCAUGAUCAGAGUGUGAGGAGAUAAAGAUGACCAUGCGGAGACACAGGCAGAGCCUGGGGUACAGCAAGGAAGAUCUCAACAGGCUUAACAAGGCCAUCCAGUGGCUGACUGUGGAUGUGAACAGAGCUGAGAGUCAGCCAUGCGAACUAGAGGGAGCUCUGCAGGAGGAGGGUGCCUCUGGCAGUGUCAAGGGCAAGCUGUCCUGGCUGGAGGCUGCCCUGCAAAGGGCCAGGCAGGCUAUGGUGCGGCAGCUGCGGGAGUACCAGGAGCUCAUGGUCAUCAAGCUGGGCCUGGACUUUGAGAUCGCCACCUACCGCAAGCUGCUGGAGGGUGAGGAGAGAAGGGUCAGCCUGAGAGGGGAAGCAGAGAGCCUCAGAGCAGGCUCUGACGCCCCAGAGAUGAGCACUCCUGGCUGCAGCAGCCCGCUCUGAGGCUCCUCUGGCUGUGUCCGGGAAUUCGGCUGCAGAGACUUCCCCGGAUGUUGAGCACUUCCUCUCCUGCUUCAAGAAC
Messenger RNA from Pipistrellus kuhlii (Kuhl's pipistrelle), 1738 nucleotides. RefSeq names its product keratin, type II microfibrillar, component 5-like. Gene Ontology annotation, biological process: keratinization; intermediate filament organization. Gene Ontology annotation, molecular function: structural constituent of skin epidermis. Gene Ontology annotation, cellular component: keratin filament. NCBI's taxonomy places the organism in Eukaryota, Metazoa, Chordata, Mammalia, Chiroptera, Vespertilionidae. The record is from RefSeq and is a predicted model, not a curated record. Bases 1255 to 1659 code for a protein of 134 amino acids. The transcript is spliced from 5 exons.